Amoebophrya sp. A120 is the source of this 2054-nucleotide messenger RNA. NCBI's taxonomy places the organism in Eukaryota, Dinophyceae, Syndiniales, Amoebophryaceae. The record is from the annotation of a GenBank genome assembly.
AGUGAAAAAGAAGUUGGAAUACUAGGACUUCUUACGAGGUGAUCGUAGUUGACAUUGACACACGUAUUUACUACUUCUACAUAUUUAUUUUUUCCUUUGUUCCGCAUUUUUUCGUUAUCCUGCUAGUAGACACACUUUGUUCAAUGAGGUUUACUUCUGUGCAGUAGUACUUGCGGCUAUCGAGGACGACGAAUAAAAUGCGGUUGCCGACACCACCGCCCGUGCGGCUUGGUGUAACAGGAAGAAGCAGCUGACACAUAGUUUAGUGUGGCAUAAACUUCUGGUCUAUCAUUGUCGCAGCCUCGGCCACUACUGGAUGAGCUGACCCCUGGGCCGUCGUUACCGCUUGUCUGACACAGACUUUGAUCCGGCACUGUAAGGCUCGAAGAGAGCUGCAGGUCGCGUCCGGAUCUUCACAGGUGGGACACCGACGCACAACUACCAGAAGGAACUCAAGGCGGAAUACUAAAACAAGAGGAACACCAAUAUUUUUAGCCCCCGAAAAAAUAAGAUAAGUUCGGACCUCCACCAUGUCGGAGUUACAGGGGAACAUGGAUCAACCUGGCAUGAACACGCUGGAUGAGCCGGUGAUAGACACGAUAAAAAGAGAUGUAAACGCCAUUGCCGAAAAGCUGCACUACGUGCUGUUACCGAAGGCACGGGUGGACAAGGUACAAGUUGCUUUUUUGUCUGAUACGAUCGUGAUGUGAUAAUUGUGCAUCACAGAGCAGAUGGCGUGGUGUAGUAUUAGCCACCCCGGCACAUAUGAUUUCAAUAUUUCCCGCACGACCUCUUGUCAGGGCGCCGGCCUCCGAAAGUGGGAUCUCUGGGGUCCCUUGUUUCUCUGCCUCGCCCUCUCCUAUCAACUGUAAAAAAAGUGUCUGGGUCUGGAAGAAUCCUACUUUUCAUGCUGAUUUUGGAUUCUAAAAAAAUAAAAAUCUGUAUUGCGUGAGCAGCAAAGAGAGUCCAAGUUUUGCUACACGGAAAGAGCAUUUGUCAUGCGGUAUGGGCAUCAGGAAGUCCUCACAAAAUCUGCGAUGCUAGGGCAUGCAUCACAGACGUCAGGAGUCAUGCAAAAUGUGCAUGACAAACCUGGCAAUCUUCCAGACCCAGACACUUUUACAUUUGAUAUCUCCACCGUCCUAGCCAUGCAGGCACACAAGGAGCAGGCUGGGAGAGCCUUCGCCCUCGUGUUUAUACUCGUGUGGUAUAGAAGUACAAAAAUGUUGUUGAUACAAUUUGUUCGCAAAGGCUUCUUGACAGAUGUGUCGUAUAAUCGGAUCUCAUGUUACGCAUGACAAGGCUGUUUGUUUUGUUGCAUUAAAACAGAAGAAAAAUCAGGGCCGGCUCCGGUGUCGUCACACUGAACACAGUGUUACUGAAGGGAAAAAUCUCCUUUUUCCAGAGCGUGUGUGUCCUCGGGUACUGCAUCUUUCCGCUCGUCCUCGCAGCGGUCGCCUCGGCAAUAGUAUCGUGGAAGAUACUGAAGGUAAUGUUGUCGCUCAAGAGCAUUUUCAUGGAAAUGGAAUGCUAUUCCUGCAUGACAGAUCCCGUCGCGGGAUUAUGUAAAUGCAUGACAAGUUCUUGUACAGUGAAAAUCAUGAUUAGCAUAUGUAUCGAAUAAACUUUGUACCAAAAAAAACCACCCGCUCAGGUUAUCUUCGUCGUCAUUGGCUUCAUAUGGGCAACCGGCGCCUCUGUUGGGUUUAUGAGCGACAUUGUGCCAGAGGACCGGAAAGCGCUAGGAGUGUACCCGGUAUGGCUCUUCUACGUGGCAAUAGCCUGGAUGAUUCUGCUCGCAUAGUCAAUUUUCGACAACUGCAUCUUGAUGUUGGGGUGACUAUGUCGUGGAAUAAAGUUGUGGGUCAGUAGGGUACUAUGUCCGACGAAGUCCAGCUUCCCUUGCCAGUCAGACGAAAACUUUCGCAAAAAAGCGAAACAGAAAAAAAAAAAUCAAAAUCAUGGACUUGCACCCGUUCUUGCAUCGUGUUCUAAAAAGCUGGUCCUUGUUGAAUGCAACCAUGAAAACAGAUGAGAGCAGAGGAUCAUCAUGG